Penicillium canariense is the source of this 1089-nucleotide messenger RNA. Its product is annotated as putative C6 finger domain protein. The transcript is spliced from 3 exons. Lineage: Eukaryota; Fungi; Ascomycota; Eurotiomycetes; Eurotiales; Aspergillaceae. Bases 1 to 1089 code for a protein of 362 amino acids. Gene Ontology annotation, molecular function: zinc ion binding; DNA-binding transcription factor activity, RNA polymerase II-specific. The record is from RefSeq and is a predicted model, not a curated record. Gene Ontology annotation, biological process: regulation of DNA-templated transcription.
AUGCCCGCGGUUAUCGAGGAGAUGGAAACAACACCGAAUUCGCAAGCCGCGAUGGAUGCAAACGCGGCGGAUAAAAAGCGCAACAAGUUGGGGUAUCAUCGGACAUCGGUCGCCUGUGUACAUUGCCGGCGACGGAAGAUCCGGUGUUUGGUGGCAGCAGACGAUGCACAAGGACGGUGCGAGAACUGUAUCCGGUUGCGAAAGGAAUGUCAAUUCUUCCCCGUCGACCAACAACCUCCUGUGGAGAAGAAAUCGCGACCCAACUCGAGACUGGAGGCUGGAUCCGCCGACCCCUCGGCGACAACGCCCCUGUCAUCCUCACCAACGAACAUGAAUCCUGACUCAGUCGAGCCUUUCUAUCCAUAUGCUCAAGUCCCAAUCGGCGCGUCUUCGGGGGACAUGGCGGCUUUUAACCCCGGCGCAUUUGCGGCCACUCAGAUACCGGGGUUCACACCUGAUCGACCUAUGGGACCGGGAGAAUUCUCAAGUCUGACGACAAUGGAAGGAGGACUUGCCUGGGAUGAGUUUACGACGAUACCCGACCCACAAAUGAUGGCGACGAUGAACGCAGGUAAAGGCCAGAUGAUGAAUUUGGCACCACAUGCCUGGAAUCCUGCAGCCGUACCAGCAGCAAUGUCCCCCAAUUCACCCAUGUCCGGCGCAUCGCCAAUGGCUGGUCAAGCGCAGCCCAUGCACCCCGGACCAGCUUAUGCCAUGCAGCCUGACGGAUCAGUCUGGCCAGUACCGCCGCAGCCGUCAAGGACCAUGAGUUACCCUGGUCAGGACAUGAGUUCUUCCUUUCCCAGUCACUUUCAACCGCAGAUGACCCCGGACCUCAAACGCAGGAUGACCACACCGGCACACCCGACCGGCUCCCACAGUGCCCCCGGACCCAGCCCCGACAUGCAAGCGCCGCCCGCCGUCCCUUACCAGGCCCAAGCCGGCAUGGGCUUCACGCAAUGGCCUCAGAUGAAUGCUAUACCCGGUAUGGGUCUGGUACCGUACCCUAUGUAUGCCGGCGACGUCCCUCAACAAUUCGCUCACCCCCCGAUGGGACACCCGGGGCAGCCAGGAAGGUCGGGGCCAUAA